GGGCUGCUCCAAUCAGUCGGCCGCUUGCUUUCAGCCAGUGCAGAGGUUGUCGCGUGUUUGCCAUCCGCUCUUAAGAUAUUAAAACGUGUGUGCGACGAUAUUAUUGAAAAACGCCGACGCUCGUACACCUAAACAACGACAUUGAUGGCUUACAAUCUGGGUACCUAUUAAACGGGGGCUCAGUGUGCGGGCGUGUCGCGCAACUUGAAUAUAUAUCAUUAUAUACGUGUAUAUAUCAGUAUACAUAUAUUGAUGUGAAUAAAACCCGUUCCGUUUUAGUUUUUUUGCGUGGUAAUCACUACAACUCCGGCGCCAGGUCACAUUCGUUAUCAGAUAAUCAAAGUAAUGCAACUUAACAUAAAGUGAUGUGAUUUCAAAAGCCCUAUGAUAAUAAUCCAGAGAAGCGAAGCAGUAAGGAAAAGGUGAUUUCUAUUGAAAUUAUGUAAUUUAUUAUGCAAAUCAAAAGACCAUAAGCAAUAGCAAUUAAAGCAAAGCUUGUGCGUGAUAUAGAAAAGCAAAUAUAAUAAAAUAAUAUUUAAAUAAAAAUAAAAGAAAAGCCGCAGUAUGCAGAAUACAUCUUCCUCGUGUGCCUGGUACUUGCCUUGGAGCUUGGCCGCUCAGCAGCAUCAUCACAAGCUGCUGGCCAUGCAGACGCCCUUCGCAGACAAGGUGCCGCCAGGUGCACUGUACGCUGCACAACCGCAAUUGCAUCAGCCACAGCAGCAGCAACAGCAACAGCAGCAACAACAACAGCAGCAACAUCAGCAGCAGCAGCAGCAUCUGCUCCAGCAACAGCCGCAGCAGCAUUCACCGAAUACUGCAGCAGCCCCACCCACAAACUAUCAGCAACCCGCGCUGCAUCCAAGCGCCGGCACCCAUUUUCCCUUGGCGCCUGGCUACAAUUUCAAUCAGCCGCUGCUUAAUGCUGCUGGCCAGACGAGCAGCUAUGCAGGACAGCCUCAUCCGACGCACAGCCACUCGCAGACGCAUCUGCUGCAGUCCUCCAUGUUCCCGCCCCUUUCGCUGAGCGCUUACUAUUCGGCCGCAGCAGCAGCGGCGGCUGCUGCAGGAGCUAAUCAUGCCAACGCUGUCGCCGCCUUUGGUGGCGUUUCAUUGUCGGCACAACAGGCUCUGUUGGCUGCUGCCACCGUAGCCGGCUCAACAGGCAUGCCGCAGUCGCCGCCGGUCCAAGUGCCGGUCCAAAUGCCCGUACAGGUGCCCGUAUCCGUGUCGGUGCCGCGCCCAGCACCGCCGCCCGCGUGUGCGCUGGUGCAGCCAUUGAAUUGCAUGCCUCAGGAUCUGCAGCAUCUCUCUUCCAUUAAUCUAAGCCUGGGCAAUGUAAUGGCCCUGAGAAAUCAUGGAGCUGCCGCCGCCGCCGCCGGACUCACAUCCAUCAAAGCGCUACCAAACCCAACGUCUCUAACAAUUAACAGAAAGCUGACAAACGUUAGCGAGCUGGAAAAGCAAAAGGUAAAAAUACCCGAGAAGCGAAAAACCGAGGACACGGAACAAAUUAAAGAUUUGAAAAAGGCAAAGUUGGAGACAAAGGCCUUGAAGGCCAAAAGACCUGGAUUCACUGAUGAAAGAUACCAGGAAACCUCAUACUAUAUCGAAAAUGGUCUACGCAAGGUGUAUCCAUAUUACUUCACCUUCACGACCUUUACGAAGGGCCGCUGGGUGGGCGAAAAGAUAUUGGAUAUAUUCUCCAAGGAGUUUCGCGCACAUCCAGCUGAGGAAUAUGAGCGCUGCAUACAGACCGGCACCCUGACCGUUAACUUCGAGAAGGUGCCCAUUGACUACCGGCUGAAACACAAUGAUCUAUUGGCCAACAUUGUGCACAGACACGAAGUACCCGUCACUUGCCAACCAAUCACAAUAGUGCAUAUGGAUGAGGACAUUGUGGUUGUUAAUAAGCCAGCCUCUAUACCAGUGCAUCCAUGUGGGCGGUACAGGCAUAAUACUGUAGUCUUUAUACUAGCCAAGGAAUUCAAUUUGAAGAACCUACGCACAAUUCAUCGGCUGGAUCGGCUUACGUCGGGCCUGCUCUUGUUCGGCCGCAGUCCGAAGAAGGCGCGCCAAAUGGAGCAGCAGAUACGCAACAGACAAGUGGAGAAGGAAUACAUCUGUCGAGUGGAGGGCAUUUUUCCAGACGGUGUCGUGGAAUGCAAGGAGCCCAUCGAGGUGGUCAGCUACAAGAUAGGCGUAUGUAAGGUGUCACAGAAGGGCAAAGAUUGUACCACAACCUUCCAAAAGCUAUCCCAGAAUGGAAAAACCAGCGUAGUGCUCUGCAAGCCACUCACAGGACGAAUGCACCAAAUUCGUGUUCACCUGCAAUAUUUAGGCUUUCCUAUACUUAAUGAUCCCUUGUACAACCAUGAGGUGUUCGGGCCUCUCAAAGGCCGCGCUGGAGACAUUGGGGGCAAGACGGACGACGAACUCAUACGGGAUCUCAUUAAUAUACACAAUGCGGAAAAUUGGCUGGGCAUCGACUGCGACUCGGACAUAUCAUUGUUUAAGAAUACUAAGGAUGAGACGGAUCUGGAAAGCCUGAGCAGCGAUCAAACGUUUGCCGUGCAUCACAGCGAUGAUGACGUGGGCGUCAAUUCAAGAGAGACUACGCCGCCAUGCUCGGAGAAUCAGCAAAGCGCAGAGGCCCUCAAGCAGCUGCACUCAACAAAUAGCAGUCCAGUGCUCCCGGCUAAGGCAGAUGCAGCCACCGAGCCUUCGGUCCCGAAUGAAGUCCCCACGGAUCAGGCCGUGGCCUCCGAUAAAGUGGUCAUUGACAAGCAUUGCUAUGAAUGCAAGGUGCACUAUCGAGACCCCAAGCCUAAGGAUCUGGUCAUGUAUUUGCAUGCCUGGAAGUAUAAGGGUCCCGGCUGGGAGUACGAAACUGAACUGCCGAGCUGGGCGCUGACCGACUGGGAUGACUGCGAGCUCAACUCUGAGAAAGCUGUAAAUUAAAUGGAUUCUUUAAGUCGGUCGUUCACGUAGUUCUAUUUAUAAUAUGCCUUAGUUCUCAAAUAUCACCAAACAACACAAGACGAUUGAAAUGAAGAACCAAACAAAAACAGUGCAAUAAACAAUGACCAAUCUUUGAUGAACCAAACUGACCAAAUAUACACAUAUACAUAUAUGUAAACAGUUCGCAGAUAUACUUAAUAUCAUAUUUAAGAUCAUAAUGUGCCUUUCAAAUUGGUAUACACACAAACCUAUAUUCAUAUAUACACAUAUAUACAUAUACAUAGAUGCAAUGGCACGUAAUCCCUUAAUUGCUUUAGAUGUUAUCCUCAUAGUCAAUUUUAUUGGUAUUAGAAAAUUAGAUGUAUACUCUAUAUCAACCAAAAUUUAAACAAAUCAACAACAACAAAUUCAAACUAAUCAAACUAUGUAUACACAUAAGAGCUGAAAAGACAUGCAAUACUAUUUCAAGUUUUCUUAACACUCACACUUAGCUAUAUUGAGACAUAAGUAUAUGCAUUACUGAGGAGGAUCCCAAAAGAAGAGUGGAGAUUCGUUAACAGCAGGUUCCAGUCACUUAAGAGCCUAAGGACCCAUAAUGUUAAGAACAGAAACAAAAACAAACAAGUAUAACAAAUACGAAUCAAACUCGUGCCGCACUUCAGUAUACAUUUGCCUAUUGAAGACGACAGUGAAUGAACAAAACAUUAAAUAAAUAUAUAAAGAAAUUGAAAUAGAUAAUUUUAUAUAAAGUACAUUAUACUUAUAAGUGCAACACUUAUACAUACGAUUAUUAUUAUCAAUAAAUUUUACAAAUGUUUCUUAGAAAAAUGCUUAAA
Molecule: messenger RNA, 3797 nt
Organism: Drosophila mojavensis
Lineage: Eukaryota; Metazoa; Arthropoda; Insecta; Diptera; Drosophilidae
Product: RNA pseudouridylate synthase domain-containing protein 2
Exons: 11
Coding region: 565-2961 (798 amino acids)
Biological process (GO): pseudouridine synthesis
Molecular function (GO): RNA binding; pseudouridine synthase activity
Source: RefSeq, a predicted model, not a curated record